UCCGUUUGGCUAGACGUUUCGUAGACGUUUCCGUUUUGUCCGUCAAGAAAUAUGGCGGUUCAAGUGAGCAUCGAAGAUGGUAUCCUCGAAGGAGAGCUGGUGGAGAACGAGUAUGGCGGGAGGUUCUGUACUUUUAGAGGAAUACCGUAUGCGGAACCUCCUAUUGGUGACUUAAGGUUCAAGCCACCCAAACCGGCGAAACCAUGGAAAGGGGUGCGACAAGCCAAAGCAUUUGGGCCCGUUAGCCAUCAGUUUGAUAUCUUAGAAGCAAACUCUAUAAUAGGAAGCGAGGAUUGUUUGUACAUCAACGUCUACACCCCAAGUGUAAAGCCCAGCUCCCCUCUCCCAGUGAUGGUCUGGAUCCAUGGUGGGGGGUACAUGUGGGGCAGCGGCAAUGACAACAUGUACGGCCCGGAAUUCCUCAUAAGGCAUGACGUCAUUUUAGUAACUUUCAACUACAGAUUAGGCGUUCUUGGAUUCCUCUGUUUGGACACCGAAGACAUCCCUGGAAACGCCGCAAUGAAAGACCAGGUUCUUGCCCUCAAAUGGGUACAGAAAAACAUCAGUCGUUUUGGAGGAGAUCCAGCUAACGUCACUAUUUUCGGAGAAAGUUGCGGCGCGACUAGUGUUGGGUUCCAACUCCUAUCACCUAUGUCCAAAGGACUUUUUAAAAGAGCUAUCAUCCAGAGCGGGUCUCCUGUUAAUUACUGGGCCUCAGCUUUUGCGCCCCGUGAAACUGGCCUGACUAUAGCUCGCAAAUUGGGAUGCCUCUCUGAAGAUGAUAAGGAGCUAUACGAGUUCUUCAAAAACCAGCCACCGGAAGCGUUUGUUAACGUAAGCGAAUCUGCAACGCUAUCCAAGAAGCCGUGCCAAACAUUUCUGGGUGUUGUAGAUGAGAAAAAAUUUGGUGAAAAUGAAAGAUUUUUCUACGGAGACAUCUUUGACGCUUUGCAAAACAAUAUAAAUAAAGACGUUGAGGUUAUUGUGGGAUACACUGAACAUGAAGGAGUAUUGGCGUUUAUUUUCAACUUGUGUGGUGAUGUUAAUAAUUUCUUCAAAUUUAUAAAUAACUAUGUGGAAAGUUACGUUCCUAAACGCAUGAUGAUUGAAUGUCCAUUGAAAGACCAGUUAGUUUUGGCGAGAAAAGUGAAACAGUUUUACAUGAAAAACAAAUUUGCUUCAAUGGACACCAUUGAAGAGCUGCUGCGAUUUUUGAACAUCGACUUUUUUAUAUUUGAAAUAAUAUGUUGGGCCAAGUUUUGUGCGAAGAGAACUAACACUUAUUUGUACAAGUUCACUUGCAAAUCUGAACGCAACCAGUUAAUGAAUGUAUUACGGGCGGUAGAAAUCUUCAAAGAUAACAAAUCUUUAGUUUGUCACACGGACGACUUGCCUUACUUGUUCCCGGUUAAAAUAACCAAUCAGAAAAUAAAUAUAAGCCCUGAUAGUUUCAAAUUAAUUGACAACGUCACAAAGUUGUGGACAAACUUCGCAAAAUAUGGGCACCCCACACCAGAUGACUCUCUCGGCGUGAAAUGGACUCCAUUCACUACAGAAGAUCAGGAGUACCUGGAUAUUGGGAACACUCUGGCUACCAAAUCCCACCCGGAGCAGGAAGAUGUGGAGUUCUGGGAAGACUUGUACCGGGAAUAUUUACCGCGUUGCAUUGUCUAAGGAUACAGCAAUCGUAAUCUAUACUAUCUAUACUAAUAUUAUAAAUGCGAAAGUAACUGUCUGUCUGUCUGUCUGUCUCUCUUUCACGCCUAAACUACUGAACCGACUUCGAUGAAAUUUGGCACAGAGAUAGUUUGAGUCCCGGGAAAGGACAUACGAUAGUUUUUAUCCCGGUUUUUGAAACAGGGACGCGCGCGAUAAUGUUUUUCUGUGACAGACAAAAUUCGACGAGGGCGAAGCGGCGGGCGGAAAGCUAGUACUAAAUAUUAUUAAGAUAAGCUAAUUAAAUAUAUUUUUUUUUCUAUUUAUUAGUGAAGUAGUUAUUGGUCUGAAGGUUUUUAUUUUCUUGGAAUUGCGACUCAUUUUGGACAAGCUCACUUCACAAAUCGUGACGAUGAGAUCCAAAGUGAAGCACAUUUUUUCAUAAUUAUAUUUUUUACCCUCCACGAAGAAGCUUGGCUUUCAGGUAUUUAGGUGAAGUUUUUGUUGAAAAAAGUGCUUCGAGACUUGUACAGACAAAUAAUCAUAAAUACCAUAAUAAUUACAGACUAGAUGUCAGACUGGUGAUCCACCAUGUUUCGCCAUGAUGAAGGCAUGGCAAAUAAUUUCAAAGAUUAAUGUCUUUUUAAUCACUCCACUGUUUACAAUGCCUGUGUGUUUAUGUAAAUUCUGUAUAAUUUGACAUUGUCUAUUGUCAGCGAAUUACAUUAGAAUCACCUCCAGAUAAUAAUAUUAAGGUAAGUUUUAAGGUCAAGCCAGUAACUGUAACUGGUACACUUGCAUAUCAGUUCCCUGGACGUGCCACCAACUGUCAUGUGAUACGCUAAAUGGCAUGCCUGAGUUCAGCAAGAUUAGAUUUUUUUUUAGUAUAAAAAAAAUAAAGAU
Molecule: messenger RNA, 2559 nt
Organism: Ostrinia nubilalis (European corn borer)
Lineage: Eukaryota; Metazoa; Arthropoda; Insecta; Lepidoptera; Crambidae
Product: juvenile hormone esterase-like
Exons: 3
Coding region: 52-1674 (540 amino acids)
Molecular function (GO): serine hydrolase activity
Source: RefSeq, a predicted model, not a curated record